Verticillium alfalfae VaMs.102 is the source of this 1239-nucleotide messenger RNA. RefSeq lists its product with no specific name. The record is from RefSeq and is a predicted model, not a curated record. Bases 1 to 1239 code for a protein of 412 amino acids. The transcript has 2 exons. NCBI's taxonomy places the organism in Eukaryota, Fungi, Ascomycota, Sordariomycetes, Glomerellales, Plectosphaerellaceae.
AUGCAACGAUUUUCGAGAUCCCCUGUCCGAUCCUCAAAAUCAUACCGGGAGCCGCACCACGACUCUGCAAUACCUACACCACGCGAUACCGAAAGGUCUAACAAACGUGGCACUGGAACCCCUCUCACGUCUUUUCGGUCUCGUCUGUUUGGCUAUGAUGACCACAACCAAAGCCGAAGUCUAGCCCUUGGCCCCGAAGUCAGGAGACUAGGUCGCGACAGGGAAACCCACCCAUUUACCCCUUACAAUGCAGCUGGUGCCGACCAUGACCGAACAGGAUUCCAGCCUCAUCGGCCGUUCCGUAGUGCAUUUAAACACGGCAGGUUAAGUGAUCGAAAAGUUCAUCUGAACGAAUCGCGGGAGGAGGUAUCCCGCACUCCGACGGACAUAAACCCUGCCAAAUGUGAGGCCAGCCCACUACUGCAGCUUCUCCUCAAGCCCCAACAUUCUGGCACGAUAUAUUCUUCGCGUGGUGAGAAGCGACCCAUCCGCGGCAACAAGUCUGGCGACAUAGUGAAUGAUAUUGGGCACAACUACCACAAGGUGACACAGCCGCUUCGAGAGGCAGCAGCGCGCCCACAAGCCGUCGAAGUACCCCGCCAACCCCCAGCCUCCAAUGCAAAGAGCAUUGAGGAGCUCAAGGACCGCUAUGGCGAGCUGAGUGCAGCCCUACAAGCUGACGUGUCCGCCGCUCUUGACGACAGCCAUGCUACCCUCGCCGAGCGCGUGUCCGUUCUCUCCGCAAAGCAAGGAGACUUCCUCAACCGUUACGCGGAUCUGACGAUCGACUUUGGCCAGCCCCUGUCCGAGAGCUACGUCUACGAAGAACGAGAAGGCGACGCUCCCGACGAGAAGAUCUUCGUCGGAGAUGUCGUGGCCGAGCUGCAGGAACACCUCGUUGAGACAGAGAAGCGUCUCGCUGAAGAGUGGGAGCGGUGGGACGAGUGCAAGGCCGCCGAGGAGAGGGCAGCUGCUUCGUUGAUCCAGGAUCUGAAAGCCAGGCCAGACCUUCAUGGGAGACUGGACUGCGAGGUGAAGAAGUGGGAGAAGGAGAUGCAGAGACUUGGCAAGAGAGCUGCUGACAAGAUGACCCAGCUUGAAAAGGUGCGUGGCCUCAUACCCACUGUUCGUUCUGGGACACUGACGGUUUUCACUCCAAAGUCACUGGAGAGGGAGCGUAACGAUGCGAUUCGGCGGAGCGCUGCAAGUUUCGAGCUUGAGCUCAGACAGUUUCGCUGA